This is a messenger RNA of Fomitopsis serialis, 1555 nucleotides long. RefSeq lists its product as uncharacterized. Gene Ontology annotation, cellular component: U2-type catalytic step 2 spliceosome; U2-type catalytic step 1 spliceosome; Prp19 complex. Bases 173 to 1555 code for a protein of 460 amino acids. The record is from RefSeq and is a predicted model, not a curated record. Lineage: Eukaryota; Fungi; Basidiomycota; Agaricomycetes; Polyporales; Fomitopsidaceae. Gene Ontology annotation, molecular function: pre-mRNA binding; U6 snRNA binding. The transcript has 7 exons.
CCACCCGCGCCGCGCUCCUUUCUGUGCGUGUCCUUUUUCUGAACCCACCCUCUCCAUCCACGCUCCUUUGCCAGAGUCACCCCCCACACAUUCUCUAACCUGCUCUCCUUUUCGUCCGUUGUAACCCUCCUCUCCACCCUCGCUUCACUCCUCUGCCUCUCCCGACGCCGCCAUGGAUGAUUCGCAGACAGCCUUCAUUGCGCAAUACCCCGGUUACAAUUUCGAUCUCGAUAUGAUGAAGUACGGUAACCCCAUGGCCAACUUCGCACAGGUGCAACCUAAAUCAGCAGCGGCUUCCUCAGCUGCAGAUUCCUGGUACACCGACUGCGGGCCCGUACUCCCUGCAGCCAUUAGCGCGGCACUCUCCGCGCAGAACAAUGCGACGGGCCGCACGGUGUACGUCGGAAACCUGCCUGCGACAGCGUCCGUCGACGAGCUACUCAACCUGGUCCACUUUGGGCCGCUCGAGUCGAUCCGCGUGCUGCCCGAGAAGUCUUGCGUGUUCCUGUCUUUCCUCGACGGCGCAACGGCAGCGGCGUUCCACGCGGACGCGCUGAUCAAGAAGCUGGCGCUCCACGGUCAGGAGCUCAAGAUCGGCUGGGGUAAGCCGUCUGCGGUGCCCAGCCAGGUCGCGCUUGCCAUCCAGCAGAGCAAUGCGAGCAGGAAUGUCUACCUUGGAGGGUUGGACGAGAACAUGACGGAGGAGCAAUUGAGGGACGACUUGAGCCGCUUUGGUUUAAUCGACCAGGUGAAGAUCGUCGUGAACACGCUGCCGACAGAGCCGGCGUGGGCUGGCAAACGAGUCACUACGGCAAGGACCGCUGCGCCUACAUCCCCAAGUCGCAGCAAGCCGCAGCGCAGGCGCGCAGGCUGCUGCUGCUCAGUCGCUCGUGGCGCAGUCCGCCGCCGCGUCGCUCUCGCCCUGCAGACGAAUGGCCCGAGCUUCGCGUCGCCGUUGACGCCGUACAUGCCUUUCUCGCCGGAUGGUCUCGGCGGACUUGCCUCCCCGCAGGCCCUGAACCGUACAGUCUACUUGGGAAACAUUCACCCCGAGACGACCACGGAGGACCUGUGCAACGCCAUUCGAGGUGGUGUCUUGCAGAGCAUUAGGUACAUGCAGGAUAGCAUAUCGCUGUCAUUCGUGACAUUCAUCGACCCUGCUGCGUCCCUUACCUUUUUCCAAGUCGCGUCUUACCAAGGUCUGACGUUGAACAACCGCCGCUUGAAGAUCGGCUGGGGCAAGAACUCGGGCCUCUGCCUCCUGCUCUCGCCCUUGCUGUGCACGGCGGUGCCACUCGCAACGUCUACGAACUGCGCGUUCGUGAACUUCACUAACAUCUCUAACGCCAUCAAGGCCAUCGAUGGUGGCGGUGGUGCCCGGCGGUCUGCCAGUGGCCAUAAUGGUCCUGCUUCCGCGGGUCCUGUUAGCGCCAUCGAGCCGCCCGCCGAGGGUAUGGAUGCCGUUUUCCUUGCCCAGGAUCUCAAGGAGGAACCGGCCGACAUUGUUGUCACGCCGAUUGACGCUCCGCAGGGCGUCCCGGUCGCCGCGAACUAG